This is a messenger RNA of Ceratosolen solmsi marchali, 2150 nucleotides long. Its product is annotated as glycerol kinase. NCBI's taxonomy places the organism in Eukaryota, Metazoa, Arthropoda, Insecta, Hymenoptera, Agaonidae. Gene Ontology annotation, molecular function: glycerol kinase activity. Gene Ontology annotation, cellular component: mitochondrion. Gene Ontology annotation, biological process: glycerol metabolic process; glycerol-3-phosphate biosynthetic process; triglyceride metabolic process. The record is from RefSeq and is a predicted model, not a curated record. Bases 216 to 1886 code for a protein of 556 amino acids. The transcript is spliced from 11 exons.
UUAUUAAUAUGUACAAAAUUUUUCGUGCAGCACGUGUGUAACGACGAGGUUCGGCGCUAUUUUUGUGAUUAUUUUGUAAAAUGAAAUGUAUUUUUUUUCAUUCAUUUAUAUCAUGUUUUUUAUUAGUAAUUGUGAUAUAAUCGGUUUACGCGAGUUUGAACCUACUAUUUUGUCAGAAUUCAAUAUCAAUAGAACAAAAAUAUUGUUUAAGAGAUAUGAUGUCUGCAAUCCCGAGCAAACCUGGACCAUUUAUUGGAGUGAUUGACGUAGGCACGCGAACCGUUCGAUUUGUCAUCUUCGGUGCGAAACAUGUGUCGGAAGUCGAAUCGCACCAGAUCGAUAUCGAACAGCUCACACCACAAGAAGGUUGGGUUGAGCAAGACCCGAAUGAAAUUAAAACCGCGAUAAAAUCAUGUAUAGCUCAUGUGCUCGAAAGAAUGGAAAGGAAUGGUUUAGAUAUGAGAAAUAUUGUCACCAUUGGCAUUUGUAACUCCAGAGAGACAACUCUUGUCUGGGAUUCUAAGACUGGAGAGCCACUUUUCAAUGCUAUACUAUGGUCGGACAUCAGGACGGACAAAAUGGUCGAUGAGAUAAUAGCCAAAUUCCCGGACAAUAAUAAGAAUCAUCUAAGGCCAAUUUGCGGUCUGCCUGUGAGUUCGUACUUCUCGGCGUUGAAAAUAAGAUGGCUAAUAGAGAAUGUGCCGAAUGUCAAGAAAGCUAUGCGCGAGGGUCAUUGUAUGUUUGGAACCUUGGACACGUGGCUCGUCUGGAAUUUAACAGGAGGAAAGGAUGGUGGACUGUAUAUAACCGAUGUAACAAACGCUUCGAGAACUAUGCUCAUGAAUAUUGAAACUAUGACUUGGGAUAUAACUCUUUGUCGAUACUUCAACAUUCCCAUGCAUAUUCUUCCAAAAAUACGAAGUAGCUCAGAAAUUUAUGGGAACAUCAAAGUCGAACCGUUAAAGGGCAUUCCAAUAUCAGGAAUAUUAGGGAAUCAACAAGCAGCACUUGUAGGUCAAAAUUGCUUAAAACAAGGACAAGCAAAAAAUACAUACAGAAGUGGAUGUUUCUUGCUUUGUAAUACUGGCCAAACAAGAGUUUUCUCAUCGCACGGCUUGGUAACUACGGUAGCGUAUCAGCUGGGCCCAAAAAGUCCGGCUGUAUACGCACUCGAGGGUUCGAUAGCUGUAGCAGGCCUCGCGAUCAAGUGGCUCCGCGACAAUAUGCGAAUGAUGAAAGAUGUACAAGAGAGCGAACACCUGGCUGAUAAAGUCUUAAACACGGGCGACGUUUACUUUGUACCUGCCUUCUCGGGACUUUACGCGCCCUAUUGGAGAAAGGAUGCCAGAGGAAUUAUUUGUGGAUUAACCACAUUUUCUACAAAAGAUCACAUUAUAAGAGCCUCGCUAGAAGCUGUUUGUUUCCAAACGAGAGAUAUUAUAGAAGCCAUGUUCAAAGAUUGCGGUUUUCCAUUAACAAAAUUAUACACGGAUGGAAAAAUGACUAUUAACAGUUUGCUUAUGCAGUUGCAAGCCGAUAUUGCUGGUAUACCAGUUUUCAGGUCUAGAGUACCUGAUAUUACAGCACUAGGUGCUGCAAAAGCUGCUGGAAACGCAGCUGGUAUAGGACUCUGGGAAUUAGAAGGUGCAGGUGUUGAAACAAUUAUUACCGACACAUUUUUGCCCACAACAACACCAGAAGAAAGAGAUGCAAGGUACAAAAAGUGGAGAAUGGCAGUACAAAAAAGUCUUGGCUGGGCAUCGAUAAAAAUGUCACCUCAGAUGACAGAUGAUAGGUAUCGUAUUUUGGCAUCAAUACCAGUAAGCUGGUUCUUAAUGUCAAGUUUUAUUUUACUAAGGCUAAGCAUCUACUUCGACAAUCGGUGACGCCUUACUGAAUGCAAUACAAGAAAAGUCAUUAUAGCUGUCAGCUAAUCUCUAAAUCUUAGAAUCCAGCUAGUCUAUAGCCAAAUACUUGUACACUUUGCUAGACUUCAUGAAAACUUACCAUCACAUUUUCUCAAAUUAAUAGGUAGAAAUUAAAAAAAAAAAUAUUAUUUAUAGUCUUCCUAAUUUAUGAUUAAAUGCAUACAAUAUUGACAGGUGUACAACAUGUGUGCACGUAUGCACUUAUAUAUUUAUAAAUGUAUA